UCUGUUGACAGAGUUCCUGUAUAGCAAGCAAUCUGAAAUGCCUUUUGUUAAGGAUCUGUUCAUACCCCCUUUCUGUUCUGCCUCAACAUUUGGAAGAUCUUUCAGCUGCUGAAUCCUACUAUUGCACUCAUGGAAAAAACUGAAUUUGGGGUUGUCUUGCAGAACAGAGCAGGAACAAAGAAGUCUUGGAUAAUGUCCAUGCAGCGCUUCUCCAGGUAACUAAAAGAAUGUAGCUCCCAAUAAAUAAAUGAAAGACUUCACUGCAUAAGGAAUGUUUCACAAGAUGUCUAGCAAUGAAAUGGAGUUUGGCCUUCUCUGAUGGAUUAAACUUGAUGUAACGGAAGUGCAGCCAUUCGAUCAGGAAGAGGUGAUGUCUUACUCUAGGCCUGCUAAAACUGACAAGCCACUUGAGACUUCAGAGGAGAUAAAAGAAGACAUAGAAGGGGAGAUCCAUUGUCGUUUUCUGGAAACAGCUCCAAGACCUUCAUUUAUGUCUCACUUGACAUACAGUGAAGCAUCCUUGGAACUUACCAAAGUUAUUGGCCAGCUGUAUGUUGAUGGAGAGCCUGAGGAAAACCAGCUGGAUGGAGAAUUAUUAUAUUCCUCAAAUUACAAAGCCACAGACGAUCCAGCCCAGCCCCCUUUCCAGUUUCUUCCUAGACCAAACUCUGACAAGAAACUGGGCAGAGCUCCUGAAACCAUUCAAUUAAAACACAGGUUAAAUGUUUGCACAUGUUCUUCACGGCACAGGAUUAACUCCAAAAUUCAGAUUGGCGAGGUGACAAACAUAGAAGCUUCUUUGUCAGAAGAUCAAGAGGAGGAGGAGGACGAAGAUGUUUUCACAGAGCUACCAAAGCGCAGGACAGCUUUGGAGAGCCUGCACAAAACGUGCAUUUCUCAGACGAAACAAAACAGAGAUGGUCACAUCAGUAAUAAAGGUGUCUUCACAGCCAUUGCUGGCAACAAUCCCAAAGAGAAGGAACUGAAAGAGCGCAAAAUGCAUCGGCGGGUAAGACAACAUGAUUUCAUGCUAUAAAGCAGAGAUGGUGAUGAUGGGGAAGCACAGUUUGAAUUCCUGCUCCUGAUUCCUGUAACGUGUAACAGGAGGGUACCAUCAAAGCCCCUGCUGAUAGUAAUUCUAGGGGAAGAAAGGAUUAAAAUGUUGUUUUGGCUGUGAUGCACCUUGUGCAUGAGUUGGGGGGGCUGUGCUAAUGUUUUUGGCCCUCCAGUCCUUGCUCAGUUCAAGUAUGGACCCUGUUGAAAAGUAGUUGCCAACCAUGAAUAAGGAAAAGUCUUAGCAUAAGAAGCAGUGAACCCUCCAGUGUUUAGUUCCCAUCUAUAAUUUUAUAUUUUCUGACCUAGGAAGAGAAAGCAGUAUUUUAGAUGGGAGUGAUUUUCAAACUGCCUUAGCUCAAGCACUCUCUUAAAUUUGACAUUUUCUGACAACUGGGAGUUAGGUUACAUUACCCACACAUGACAACAUUUAUUUCACUGUACACAAUUUGAGGGUGUGUGUUUUGCUAACAACAGAACCCCAGAACACAUAUGCAGGGGCAAAUAUCUAAACUGACUAAGCUGCUUUUUCAAACUUUUUUUUUUAAAAAAGUACAGUCAGUUACUUUUCAGUCCAGUUAUGCAGUUAAGUAGUAAAGAAUGACAGAAGGUGAGAUCAUGGAGGCAAUUAUAUUGCACAAUCUGUAGCCUUAGGGUGGAGUUAAUAAGCAAUCUGUCCCAAUGGAGAGUUUAAAAAUUACAAAAAAAAGAAGGGGGGAACCCUAUGAAUUAAAUUUAAAUUGUUUAACUGAAUUUUUUCACAUCUUGAAAUUAUAAAAUUAAGUACGUAAAGUUGGGCUAAUGUUUUCAAAUACUGCCCAGAUGGAUGUUUAAAUAUUUAACUUCAUGCUGCUCUGACGCCAUAUAAAAGUUAUACACAUGAAUCCCAACAAACGUGCUGAGACAUAGAUUCACUAAGGGCCAAGUCCCUUCAAUGUGUGCUUGUGAAAUGA
Podarcis muralis (Common wall lizard) is the source of this 2006-nucleotide messenger RNA. The record is from RefSeq and is a predicted model, not a curated record. NCBI's taxonomy places the organism in Eukaryota, Metazoa, Chordata, Lepidosauria, Squamata, Lacertidae.